Messenger RNA from Saccostrea cuccullata (small rock oyster), 2504 nucleotides. RefSeq lists its product as uncharacterized. The record is from RefSeq and is a predicted model, not a curated record. Bases 456 to 1064 code for a protein of 202 amino acids. The transcript has 2 exons. Lineage: Eukaryota; Metazoa; Mollusca; Bivalvia; Ostreida; Ostreidae.
UAUCAUCUAUUUUAUGCAUAUAAAAUCAGAUGACUUUAUUUUACGGGAAAAGGUAUUAAUUUUUUUGGUCGGGAUCGGCCUGCGGCCUUGGGUAUAUAUAAGUCGGAAAGCUCGGGAUCAACAUUCUUUUUAUCAACUUGCUGGAUACAGAGUAGGUUGAAUAUUUCUUUGUCAAGUUUUUUCAUAAUAUUUGUAAGAAAUUUUUUGCAUCUGCCUUAAAUAUAUUUAAAUUUUGGUUAAUGGAUAAUAAAGUUUGUAUGUUCUUAAUACUUUUUUAAUCCAACGUAUUUAUUUUCUCUGGAUUGUGCUGGAUUUACAACCCGAUUAAAUGUGACACGACAGCCAUUUUGAAUAUAUUGUUGCAAUUUUUGCCCGUAGCAAAUUUAUCAAAAAAAUUUGUAUCUGGUGAAUUACAAUAAGUAAUUUUUGUUUGUUAUUUACUCUAACGAGCGGAAAUGCCUCCCAAAAAUAAGACUAAGCGGAAUUGCAGACUGAGAGACAACGAGGGCAAAGUAUCAAGGUCAAAGAGGUCAAGACAAGAGCGACCAGCGGUAGCGAUAGAGGUUGACGAUAAUCAUACAGUUCAGGAACAUGGUCCUCCAGGAAGCAUCGCCGCCCAAGAGAAUGUAGUUGGUGCCAGAAAGUCAAACUCUACCCCAUUGGCCCCAGCACCUGUGCCUGCUUUGGCCAUUGAAUCUCAAUCAGAGGUCCCUGAAGUUAAAGUCUGGUGUGUGGGCUCCUCUAUUAUUAAGAAUGCAAUGAUGGCAUCAGUAUGCAGACCGGGGGGAACAAAUCUUGGAUUGGAUAGAUUGAAAAUAAAUAUAUGGUGGCAGGGAUAUUCAGGUUUGAAUUUUUUGGGACUUAAAAGAAAGCUCUUUUUUCUGACAGAAUAUGAGGAAUCCCCAGAUUUUUUGGUUAUUCACUGUGGGGCAAACGAUUUAGGAUCAAUUGAUCUGUAUACUCUCAUUGAGAAAAUUAAAUCCCAUCUAAAGAUUAUUAAGACUCGCUUUCCACAUUCUACACUUGUUUGGUCACAGAUGCUGCCACGAAAUAAAUGGAGGUAAUCGGGGGACAAUAAAGCAAUGGAGCGAUCCCGUCUUAAGGCCAAUAGGGUAGCUGCUUCAUUAGUGUUAGAGUUGGGGGGUUGUUACAUAAAGUACCCCGAUUUAUUGAAAAACAUGUCACAAUUUCUGUUGCCAGAUGGAGUACACCUCAAUGACCUAGGAAAUAAACUCUUUCUAAAUAAUAUCCAAGGGGGGUUAGAAUUUUUCCUGUCAAAGCAAGACAAUGUGUAUCCUUAAACAAAACAUAAAGAACAUUGGUCCGUGGGGGCUUUUUUGUCAGUUGCUUGGGUGCUCCCCUAUGUGUGGGAUGACUGCAAACUCUCCUUCGGUUGUUCGCUGUCAUGUGGCGUUUGCGCACACCAAAGCAACUGAGGCCUACAUAAACUUUGUAUUGUUGUGAAGUUUUCACCAUUGAACUGUGAAGGGGGUUGAAAUGUUGAACCAUUUUAUAUGUAAAAUAUUUGCUGAUAUGUUGAUAUAAUUUGUUUUGUGCUUGAAUUGUGCAUAUAACUAAUUACACUUAAAUAAGUAACCUUAAAUAAGUAACCACCCGCGGUUUACCCGGAGUGGUCAUUUUUGCACAUAUGACUUGUUUGUGUUGAUGAAUUUUGUUGAAUUUGUGUGGGUUUGCCCAAAAGUUGUGUGUAUUAAUUGGCAUCCCACAAAUUACUAUGCCACGGCCAAUGUUCGCCAAAAUAAAGGUUAAAACAAACAUUUUGUUGUCAUUUCCCUGUAUAAAUAAUAUCAUCUAUUUUAUGCAUAUAAAAUCAGAUGACUUUAUUUUACGGGAAAAGGUAUUAAUUUUUUGGUCGGGAUCGGCCUGCGGCCUUGGGUAUAUAUAAGUCGGAAAGCUCGGGAUCAACAUUCUUUUCAUCAACUCGCUGGAUACAGAGUAGGUUGAAUAUUUCUUUGUCAAGUUUUUUCAUAAUAUUUGUAAGAAAUUUUUUUGCAUCUGCCUUAAAUAUCCUACCCACCCAUUCCCAUAAUUUGGAGUUUAAAUGAUUGCAUAUUUGGUUCUUGUGCUGGCUUUUUCUUUGUAUUUUACAGAAUCUGUUGCACUGGAUGUCGUCUUCGUGAAAUAUGUCGUGGCAUAACCUGUACAGGAGUGGCGUUUGCGCACACCAAAGCAACUGAGGCCUACAUAAACUUUGUAUUGUUGUGAAGUUUUCACCAUUGAACUGUGAAGGGGGUUUAAAUGUUGAACCAUUUUAUAUGUAAAAUAUUUGCUGAUAUAUUGAUAUAAUUUGUUUUGUGCUUGAAUUGUGCAUAUAACUAAUUACACUUAAAUAAGUAACCUUAAAUAAGUAACCACCCGCGGUUUACCCGGGGUGGUCAUUUUUGCACAUAUGACUUGUUUGUGUUGAUGAAUUUUGUUGAAUUUGUGUGGGUUUGCCCAAAAGUUGUGUGUAUUAAUUGGCAUCCCACAAAUUACUAUGCCAC